CCUUGAACAAGUUAUCACCUUACAGCCAUCAUCCAUGAGCGAAAUUAAAGGUCCUUCGCCUGAUGCUAAAGUCGAUGGCUCAUCUCUUAGGAUCGCCAUCGUGCAUGCGAGAUGGAACAAAGUUAUCAUUGAUGCGCUGGUCGCAGGAGCAUUGAAGAAGUUGAAGGAAGCUGGAGUGAAAGAGAGUAAUAUCGUAGUAGAAUCCGUCCCAGGUAGCUUUGAGCUUCCUAUCGCAUGCUCUAGGAUGAUUACAGGAUCGCAUAUCCAAGCUGCAUCUAACGAAGCUGAUCUACUUGGCGGCCUCAAUUUUGGUACUCCCAAAGUAGCUUCUCGCUCUGGUACACCAGCACCAACAAUACCCUCUUCGAACCAGGCUUUUGACGCGGUCAUCGCUAUCGGUGUUCUCAUCAAGGGUGCUACUAUGCAUUUCGAAUACAUCUGCGAUGCGGUCUCCAAUUCAUUAAUGAAGAUUCAGGUAGACACUGGGGUUCCGGUCAUCUUCGGAGUUUUGACGGUGUUGAACGAUGAUCAGGCGUUGGAAAGAGCAGGUCUUGGUAAAGGAGAUAAGAAAGGGCAUAACCAUGGCGAAGAAUGGGGCCUUGCGGCCGUCGAGAUGGGCUCGCAUGUCCGACGGUGGAACUCUGGCAAGUUUCUAUGAAGUGCUGUAAAUUGAGAAGUGAAAAACAAUGUACUGUACAUAGAGCAAUUUGUACCUGACAAUACUAC
This is a messenger RNA of Lentinula edodes (shiitake mushroom), 726 nucleotides long. RefSeq names its product 6,7-dimetjyl-8-ribityllumazine synthase. Gene Ontology annotation, molecular function: 6,7-dimethyl-8-ribityllumazine synthase activity. Gene Ontology annotation, cellular component: riboflavin synthase complex; mitochondrial intermembrane space; intracellular anatomical structure. NCBI's taxonomy places the organism in Eukaryota, Fungi, Basidiomycota, Agaricomycetes, Agaricales, Omphalotaceae. The record is from RefSeq and is a predicted model, not a curated record. The coding region runs from base 35 to 658 and encodes 207 amino acids. The transcript has 2 exons. Gene Ontology annotation, biological process: riboflavin biosynthetic process.